This is a messenger RNA of Zychaea mexicana, 255 nucleotides long. RefSeq lists its product as uncharacterized. Lineage: Eukaryota; Fungi; Mucoromycota; Mucoromycetes; Mucorales; Lichtheimiaceae. The transcript has 2 exons. The annotation marks the transcript as partial. The record is from RefSeq and is a predicted model, not a curated record.
AUGCCUUCCACACCCAUCCCAGGCAUAACGGAAGAGUAUUUUCUUUCGGAAACUGAAGUCCAUGACCUCGUUUCAGUUUAUAUUCCAGAUGAUACUGUCACAUCAGAUGACCUUUCCGCCUGGAUGUCAAAAGAUGGCACAUGGGAUUUUACUUGGGAUGAUCUUUCAAAUAUUCAGGAAUAUAGAUCACUGGUCAAAUCGUCAAUGGCCACCAAAUGUACUGUUGGUUACGUACGAAAAUCAAAUACCAAUGAA